AUGUUCACCGACAACUUGCCGCUUACAAUUGACCAGACAAGUAGCCUUUCUGAUGAUAAUGACUUUUCCAUAUCAAAUGAUUCUUCAUCGCCGUUUUCCAACACCACUGCACCCUCGAGCUCAAAUUCUACUGAACCUGAAAUCUCAAACCUCACAGAAUCAUUGGAUGAUCUCGACUUCGUCAACGAGGAUUUAACCAUUGCUAAUCGACUGUUUGAUAACAUUUUUGAUAGUUAUCUCCUAGGAGUCAUUUUACAAAACUACAGGAUGGCAAAAACUAGUUGCAUUAAAAUUCUAGAAGAAAAUAUCACUCAAAAUACUUCUGAAGCAUCAGAAACUUCAAUAAAAACGUAUGUUUCUGGACUAUCAUCAACAACCGCAGCUGUUUUCUUACUUAAUUUUUUUCCUAGCGAAACUUCUCAGCAAUCUAAACCAAAUAGGACAAACAAAAAACGUGAUAUUUCAAACGUCGAUAUAUUAGGAAACUCCUUAGCAUCCAUUCGGAAGAUUGAAUGCGUCUGUCCAUCUUGUAAGCGCAGUUUAGCCGCCUCCCGGCUAGCACCACAUUUGGAGAAAUGUAUGGGCAUGGGUCGAAAUGCAUCUCGGGUGGCAUCCAAGAGAAUAGCGCUAUUUACUAAAACUCUAAAUGGUGAUUAA
Molecule: messenger RNA, 657 nt
Organism: Rhagoletis zephyria (snowberry fruit fly)
Lineage: Eukaryota; Metazoa; Arthropoda; Insecta; Diptera; Tephritidae
Source: RefSeq, a predicted model, not a curated record